GGUUCUGCUCCCUGAAGGGGUUGAUGCAGGCAUGAUUUCCCGCUUUAGCUUCUGUUUCCCAUAAUCUCUGAUGGUUGGCCAUCUUCACUUCCACCAUUUUGAUUGUCACGCCUUCUGCUCUUUGGAACGUUGGUUUCUUAAGACCAAAACUUUCAUCCCACAGUUGUCUUCAAUCCCCUGAACCCACUUUCUUUUUCCCUCCCCCCUACUUAUUUGUUAGUCCUUUUGAUACAAUUUUGUUAAAUCUUGGAUCCAUUUCUCAGUUCCUUUUUUGUGUGAAGACACCUCUUCCCUAGAGCUAUUUCUGUGCAAGUGAGCAAAGUCUCCUCACUUGUAUCCUUCAUAACAGAAAAUCAUCUAAGUGAAUCAGCUGUUGAUUGGUUUAUUUUCCUCAUCCUUUCUAAAGAUGGCAGUUAACGUGUAUUCCACCUCUGUGACGAGUGAUAACUUGAGUCGACAUGAUAUGCUCGCCUGGAUCAAUGAGUCUUUGCAGCUGAGCUUAACAAAGAUAGAGCAACUCUGCUCAGGUGCGGCGUAUUGUCAGUUUAUGGACAUGCUGUUCCCAGGUUCCGUAACACUCAAGAAAGUGAAAUUCCAAGCAAAGUUGGAACAUGAAUAUAUUCAGAAUUUCAAGGUCCUACAAGCAGGUUUUAAGCGAAUGGGUGUUGACAAAAUAAUACCUGUGGACAAAUUAGUGAAAGGGAAAUUCCAAGAUAAUUUUGAAUUUGUCCAAUGGUUCAAAAAGUUCUUUGACGCAAAUUAUGAUGGGAAGGACUAUGAUCCUGUGGCAGCUCGGCAAGGCCAGGAGACGGCCCCCGCCCCGGCCCUGGUGGUCCCUCUGUUGAACAAACCUAAGAAGAAUCUUGGCUCUGGUGGCACAGAUAACAGUUAUGUUCGAACUUCGGAACUGAAGGCAGCAAGAGCAGAUUCUCCUUCUGUAAAGAAAACGGCUACAAUCGCUCCCACAAGGCCCAUCGUAGCGCAGAGGACAGCGGUGGCCAAUAAAUCAGGACCCGGCAUGGUUAAAAAGGCUCCUGCGGGAAUCGGAGAGGAUGAGUCAGCUGAGUUGAUACAGCAGAUCAAUGUAUUAAAGAUGACUGUUGAAGAUUUGGAAAAGGAACGAGAUUUCUACUUCGGAAAACUGAGGAACAUCGAGCUGAUUUGCCAGGAGAACGAAGGCGAGAGCGACCCGGUUCUGCAAAGGAUUGUGGAAAUACUUUAUGCUACAGAUGAAGGCUUUGUGAUACCAGAUGAAGGAGCCCCACCGGAGGAGCAAGAGGAGUAUUAACGGUCCACCCACUGAACCAGCAGAGCAGCAGCAGCAGAGUCAGAAGUCAGAAAUCUUUGCCCCAAUCAUGUGCUUAUCUGUAAAAUACUCCAUUUUAUUCUUAGAGGACUCACUGGUUUCUUUUCAAAAGUAAAAAAAAAAAGUACCUCUCCAAGUG
This is a messenger RNA of Candoia aspera, 1445 nucleotides long. It is a transcript of the gene MAPRE1, whose product is annotated as microtubule associated protein RP/EB family member 1. The record is from RefSeq and is a predicted model, not a curated record. Gene Ontology annotation, molecular function: microtubule plus-end binding. Bases 407 to 1288 code for a protein of 293 amino acids. NCBI's taxonomy places the organism in Eukaryota, Metazoa, Chordata, Lepidosauria, Squamata, Candoiidae. The transcript has 8 exons. Gene Ontology annotation, biological process: protein localization to microtubule; spindle assembly; regulation of microtubule polymerization or depolymerization. Gene Ontology annotation, cellular component: microtubule plus-end; microtubule organizing center; cytoplasmic microtubule.